Funneliformis geosporum is the source of this 345-nucleotide messenger RNA. The record is from the annotation of a GenBank genome assembly. Lineage: Eukaryota; Fungi; Glomeromycota; Glomeromycetes; Glomerales; Glomeraceae.
AUGGGUUCAGUUUAUGAAAAAGUUGUCGACACUUCACACAAUCCCCCAUCAACGGCUAAUCAACGUCAACAUCGUCAAAGUGAAGCAAAUGAACCUGAUUAUUUUGAAAAGACUGGUUUAGAACCAAUCUUCACAAAAGUUGACUCAGAAUUGGCUCAUUCUGAUGAAGAAUUUCGUACUAAAAGUAGUCAAUUAUCGAAUGUAGAAAAAACGUCUGAAGCUGGUAAAUUAGGUAUUAGCACUUAUGGUAUGGCCGACACUUUGAAUGAAGGGGAAAGAGAAAAGGACCAUGUUAAAGAAAAUAUGGGCGAUUCUCAAAAAAAUAAAAAUGUUGAUGCUGAUUAG